This is a messenger RNA of Laetiporus sulphureus 93-53, 1543 nucleotides long. RefSeq lists its product as uncharacterized. The coding region runs from base 200 to 1222 and encodes 340 amino acids. The record is from RefSeq and is a predicted model, not a curated record. The transcript is spliced from 11 exons. NCBI's taxonomy places the organism in Eukaryota, Fungi, Basidiomycota, Agaricomycetes, Polyporales, Laetiporaceae.
AACAACAAACACGCUUCAAGUUCUCAGAUCAAGAUCAUUGGUCAUGAAACGUGUCCUGUUCAUCCGAUGAUGAUCCGCAGUUCCGAUGCAGUCAACUUAUAGGGCAUUGUGUUCACUGCGAGCACGGACUAGUUUCAACAAGAUCGCUCGGCUGUAGGACUCCUGGGCCAUUAUCCUCAAAUUCAUCUCAGUAUCUGCCAUGUCGACGCAGCUAGUGCAGGAUGAAAUAAAUGCGUUACGAGGAGGCGCAGUUCAAGGCUUUUUUGUUUAUGCAGCAGCCGCGGCAACAGUCUACGAAUACGUCAUAACGUUUGCUGAAGAAAUUUUCCUGAUUUGGACCCGCAGCAUCACCCUCAGCAAUGCGAUCUUCUUGCUCAAUCGUUAUGUUCUGCUUUUGUUGGCGGUUUCAGAAAUUUUAAACCCUUUAUCCUGGUACACAGCUUUGAGCUGCGAAGCUACAAACAUGUUCAUCGAGGCCGUUAUGAUCACUAUGUCUAUUAUCGUGGCAGGAUUUUCCGCUCUUCGCGUAUAUGCCAUUGCCAAUGAUGGUUUCAAAGCGAUUUCGGCAGUGGUUGUCCUGUCGCUUGGAUUGGCCCCUGUAGCUGUCGAGCUGUUCUUAUGCAUCCGAAUCUCAUAUUAUUUUGUGGUGCGACUCGGCUACUACCCACUAUGCGAUUACAAUGCACAUUUCUCCUCUUCUGUGAAUACAGCGUUAUUGCUGCUUGCACGAAUGUGCACAACCGUAGCCGACCUAAUUGUUUUGCUGUGCACGUGGGCCCGUACAUACAGAAUAGCAAAAGAAUCCCGGAAGUCAAAUGUGGGUUCAUCUCUAGCAAUGUUGCUACUCCGUGAUGGGACGUUAUAUAUUACGGUCUUGCUCGCUUUUUCGGUGCUCGAAAUAAUUCUUCUCAAAUCCUCUGGUCGGCAAAGCAUAUUCGCCGGUAAUUACAUCAACGCGUUCUCCAUUCCGCUCUCAUCGAUUCUCAUCAAUCGCUUCCUGCUGAACCUUCGCCAAGCCUCAAACAAAGCCGCUGGUCUUGGUGCCCAUUCCAACGCGAUCACACUACACUUGCAGAGCACCCAAUCUUCAUCUCGAAUCGUCGGUAACAUGGGCGAACAUUUGGAAUAUAACUCCGACCUCAGGUUCGCCGACAUGCUCGAAGAGGAUAACGUCGAGGACACCGAGGAUAGAAACGGAUGGGAUGCCAGUGAAGAGAUAUAGAAAAUCAUUCAAAUGUCACAGAGGUGCUGUGUGUACCACCGCACCCCAGGCCCCAAACGUAGACCUUUGAAAUCCAAGGCAGGCUGGGAGGAAGAGAGCCUGGAGGGGGGGGUCAGUGUAUCCAAAUGUACAGAGAGGCGACGAGCCUGAGUCACACGAGAUAUGCACAUCUUUGCUGCGUAACUAAUAUUGAUUUUGCUUCUUUCAAGCGCUUUCCGCCUCCAUCUAAUCCCCUUACGCAGUGAUAGCACAUUGAUUGAUAGGAAAUAGCUGAUCUGAGGAGUAUUUCUGCGCAGGAUGAUAAUCAUAUGGCAAUGGGCA